CUCCAGCGAAGCGAGGAAGGAAGGCGAAGGCACCGAGGCAACUUAGUGUAUAACCCCCUGUCGCUUUAACACCACCUAACCUGGCUGCACCCCGACCCGGACUCUCGGCUUAAGUGAAUCACAGCGGCGGAGAGGUGCGAGGACAAAGGAGUGGAGAGAGGCGGUAUCUCUAACCAACGCCCCCGAAACUACGGCAAGCAGCGAAGUCCGAAAUUAACACAGGGCCCCAGUAUGGCGCAGCGCGGACCGUCGGGUCACGGCGAGAUGGACCGCCGCCGGCGCGCGAGCUCCAACUACUUCGAGCUGGACGCCGACCGGCGCCGCAACAAGUCGGAGCGCAGCGAGCGCUUCAGCAAGCGCCUGGACACGAUGGACGUGAUGCCCGCAAGCUUCAAGGGCGCGACGCUGGACGACGAGGCGGCCGUGGACUACUGCUGCGAGUUCCUCAAGGCUAAAUUCGGCUUCCAGGAGGGGUCGGUCAGCAACCAGCGCGAGCACGUGCUACUGCUUUUGGCAAACGGCAAGGCGCGGUGUCUGCCCAGCGACCCGGCGGACCAGCACCUGGUGCAACUCGCCAACAAACUGUUCAGCAACUACCGUUCGUGGUGCAAAUUUAUCCACACGAACCCGGUGACGUAUACGGGAAAUGGCAUCCCGAACUCUACAGGUUCCGGCAAUUUGCACAUGGACGUGAUGCUCUACUUCCUGAUUUGGGGAGAGGCCGCCAAUAUCCGGCACAUGCCGGAAUGCGUGUGCUACCUGUUCCACCAAAUGCUGACCAUGGUGAACGCCGACCCGCAGGGCCACGAGCAGCAGCGCGAGGGCUGGUACCUGGACCAAGUGGUGCGCCCCAUUUGGCGCGAGGCCAGCAACAUGAAGCGCCGCAACGCGCUCAACAAGCCGCUGGAGCACGUCAAGAUCCGCAACUACGACGACAUCAACGAAUACUUCUGGAAGCAGCACUGCCUGAGCAUCCCCGUGUCGCAGGUGGGCCAGGAGCUCACGCAGAACCACGGCAAGACGUUCUACGAGCACCGCAGCCUCUUCACAAUGGUGCUCAACUACUACCGCAUCUUCCAGUUCAACAUCAUGUUUUUGGUGCUGCUUACGGUUCUGGCAUUCGCCGUGACGAUUUCUCCGGAUGGAGGCAAGAGCGGCUGGGUGCAGUUCGGCCGCAUCGGAGACGUCGUGGAGCCCUACACGACCCGGGACUUGAAGAUCGCCGUGGUCGGCAUCCCCUUCAGUCUCAGUCUGAUGGCGUUCCUCAAGUGUGUGCUGGAGGUGUGUCACGGAUGGCACUUGCUGAUCUCCAAGGAGAGCUCGGCGACGAGUUCCAGGUCGUUCACGUACGGGUCGGCCCUGGCGACUCGUAUCAUCUGGAACGGAGGCUUUGCCGUGCUCUUUGGCAUCAUGAUCUACGUGCCGAUGAACGAGGACAAGGAUACUACGCUUUUGGACAAUUUGUACCCGCUCUGCGGCGCGUACAUCCUGCCGGGGCUGUUGGUGCUGCUGACGCAGGCGUUUGCCCCCCAGAUGAUCAACGGAACGUUUGCGGCCAAGUUUGUGCGUGAGGGCGAGAGCUGCUACGUCGGUCAGGACAUGACGCCCCCGUUCUCGUACCAGGUCAAGUACAUUAUCUUCUGGAUCUUGCUGUGGAUCCUGAAGGCCAUCACGUCGUACUUUAUCCUGGUGCGUCCGCUGAUGCUGCCGACGCUGAGCAUUUACGCCAUGAAGCUGGACUACCAGAACUCGCUGGUGUCGUUCCACAACAUUGGUAUCAUUAUUGCUCUGUGGCUGCCUGUGGUGUUCAUCUUCAACUACGCCACGCAGAUCUACUUCACGAUCUUCCAGGCGUUGCUCGGCGGAUUCCAGGGCAUUCUCAUGAAGACGGGCGAGAUCCGCGGCGCCAAGGAGAUGACCAAGGCCUUCCGCGUCGCCCCGCAGUUGUUCGACCAGAAGGUGGUGACGCUUCUCGCUCGCUCUAGUGAUGCGACGGCUAGCGGCACGGACUCCACGCGCGCCAGCGCCAUUGCUGCCGCCUACGAAUCGCAAAUGAUGCUGCGCUUCGUCGUGGUCUGGAAUGAGAUCGUCAACUCAUUCCGCGAGGGUGAUCUGCUGGACGACAAGGAGGCGGCUAUUCUCCAGUACGACAUCCGCAGCACCGGCGAGGUGUUCGAGCCUGUAUUCCUGUCAGCCGGCAAGCUGACGGAGGCCAUGAACCUCGCGAUCAAGAUGGCCAAGGACGGAAAGGGCGAGUCGCAGCUGCGCGUGGCGCUCGUAGAAAACGACUGCCUCUCGGCUAUCCGCUCGUUCUUCACGGCCAGCAUGUAUGUCGUGGGCGCUCUGUUCGGCAACGACGACGCCGAUGUGAUCGACGGCUUCCGUCAGAUCGAGGAGAUCGCCGCGAGCGGUGGUUUCCUGAAGUCGUUCAACGUGCGUGAGCUGGCCAGCCUUCGCGUGGCCGCCGUGGACCUGCUCGAAGAGAUCCUGGACCUGCCGGACCCGGACGCUCAGUCUCAGCACAUCCCCGACGCGCGCGUGCACUCGAUGGGCGUGAUUCGCAACUUCGUGUCCAAGAUGGAGGCGUUCCUCAACGGCGUGCAGUCGUUCUGCGUGGACCCUGCUCUUCAGCGCAGAUUCGGCAACUCCAAGUUCUGCUCCAGCGCCAACGGAUACAUGUACGCGUCGCGCGGACUGGUGAACCUGUUCUGCAGUGACACGGCUAUGGGCGCCGCUACGCGUGCGUGUCUGCUGCUGUCCCUGGACCGAUCGGAGGCCAUGCCUCGCACGACCGAGGCCCAGCGUCGUCUCGGUUUCUUCAUGAAGUCGCUUGUCAUGGACAUCCCGCAGCUGCGUUCCAUCAAGGAGAUGCGCAGUUUCUCGGUCGUGACUCCGUUCUACGCCGAGACCGUGCUGUUCUCGCUUGAGGACCUGAACAACCCGCUCGUGAACCACCCGAUCUUCCAGCAGGUCGAGGAGGACGGCAAGAACCUGACGAUCCUCAAGUACCUGACGAAGAUUCACCAGGAGGAAUGGGACAACUUCCUCGAGCGCGUUGACGUGAGCUCGGCGGAGGAGGCCCAGAAGAACCACCCCGAGGAGAUCCGUCUGUGGGCGUCGUACCGUGGUCAGACCCUGGCGCGUACCGUGCAGGGCAUGAUGAUGUACGAGGAUGCGAUCAAGAUUCUGCACUGGCUGGAGAUCGGCUCGAGCCCCGGCAAGUCUGCGGAGCAGAAGCAGUCGCAGCUGCAGGACAUGGUUCGUCUGAAAUUCUCGUACAUUUGCGCCUGUCAGGUGUACGGCAAGCACCGCGCGGAGGGCAAGGCGCAGGCUGCGGACAUUGACUACCUGCUGCGCGAGUAUCCGAACCUGCGUGUGGCGUACGUUGACACGGUGGUGCACGAGGAUGGCGAGAAGUCGUUCGACACUGUGCUGAUUAAGAGUGAGAACGACGAUAUUGUGGAAGUGUACCGUUACUCUCUGCCUGGCGACCCGAUCCUCGGUGAAGGUAAGCCCGAGAACCAGAACAACGCCAUCCCCUUCACGCGCGGCGAGUUCGUCCAGACGAUCGAUAUGAACCAGCAGCACUACUUUGAGGAGUGUCUGAAGAUGCCGCAGCUUCUGUGCACGGCCGACCUGCACCCGUCGAAGAAGCCCGUGUCGAUCAUCGGUAUGCGUGAGCACAUUUUCACGGGUAACGCCAGUUCUCUCGCCAAGUUCAAGACGUGGCAGGAACUGGUGUUCGUGACGCUGUCGCAGCGUGUCCUGGCCGAGCCGCUGUACGUGCGUAUGCACUACGGUCACCCGGAUGUGUUCGACAAGGUGCUGGCGAUCACGCGCGGUGGUGUGUCGAAGGCCAGUAAGGGCAUCAACCUGUCGGAGGAUGUGUUCGCUGGUUUCAAUACGACGCUGCGCGGCGGCGUCGUGACCCACGUGGAGUUCAUGCAGUGUGGUAAGGGUCGUGAUGUGGCUCUGUCGCAGAUCUCGAUGUUUGAGGGCAAGCUGGCCAACGGUGCCGGUGAGACUUCGCUGGCUCGUGAGGCGCAUCGCAUGGGCCAGUUCAUGGAUUUCUUCCGUCUGAACUCGAUGUACUACUCGCACACGGGCUUCUACUACGCGACGUGGAUGACGAUUGUCACGACGUUCGUGUACAUGUACUGCAAGGUCUACAUCGCCCUGUCCGGCGUGCAGACGCAGAUUGUGUACAACAUGAACACGACGGAGAUCAUCAUGGACAACUCGGAGACCUACGGCUUCGACGACCGCGUGUACCACGACAUGGACUCGGUGUACAACACGCAGUAUUACAUCCAGGCUGGUCUGUUCCUGUCGCUGCCGCUGAUUUGUGUGUACUUCGCUGAAAUGGGUCUGCGUCGCGGUCUGGUGCAGUUCUUGGAGAUGGUGUUCACGGCUGGCCCAGCGUUCUUCAUCUUCCAGCUGGGUACGACCAUGCACUUUUUCGACAACAACCUUCUGCACGGUGAGGCUCAGUACAAGGCUACGGGUCGUGGCUUCAAGAUCACUCGUGAGACGUUCGUGCUGCUGUACAAGGCUUACGCCCUGAGUCACUACCGCAAGGCCAUGGAGCUCAUCGGUCUGUGUUUGGUGUACCUGACGUUCGGCAAGUUCGACAUCUGUGACACCUCUGUUGCUGGUGAGGAGAACUCGUUCGCGUUUGACUACUGUGAGACGUCGCAGAGCUUUGGUGUGCAGACGUUCGCUAUUUGGGUUAUUGCUAUCGUGUGGCUGGUGUCUCCAUACAUUUUCAACACGGACGGACUUGACUGGGAGAAGACCAAGGCCGAUGUGACGGCCUGGGCCAAGUGGAUGUACGCCGCUGAGGACUACAAGGACGAGGACAAGGUCAUGGUCGGUGGAUGGAUCGCGUGGUGGAAGGGCGAGCUCAGCUUGUACCAUAACACGAAGCCCGUCGCCCGAUUCACGGUCAUUCUGCGUGAAGCUCGCCACUUCCUGCUCAUGUGGUACGUGGUGGCGCUCGAGUGGGAAAUCCUCUCGGUUGGCCUGGUGUUCGGUGCUGCUGUGGUCACGGUGCUCGCUAUGGGCCUCUUCGGUGCCGCGGGCAGCUGCUUCCGCAACGUGAACUCAUCGAUCCGUGCUGUCAUGUACCUGUUCGUGGUACUGGUGGCCCUUAUUGUGUUCUUUGUGGCCACUAUCGUGAUCUCGGACGUCAGCUUCACCCGUACCCUCUCGCUGUUCUUCGGCUACAUGGCGGCUCUGUACGGCAUCAACGAGAUGGCUCGCAUGUACAGCUUUGCCAACUCGUCGAUCGCGUCCGUGGGCAUGUUCCAGCAGCUGGCCUUCUUCUUCGACUUCAUCUUCUCGGUGGCUAUGAUCGUGCCGCUCCUCGUGAUGUCUGCGAUCCCGUUCCUGAACAUUAUUCAGACGCGUAUGAUGUACAACAAGGGCUUCUCGGAAGUCGUGUCGGCCUCGUCUCAGUACGCCUUCUCGCUCGCGGCCUUCAUGGGCAUGUUGGGCGGUAUUGGCUGCGGCUGGCUGUUCCACCUCUUCACUACGAUUGAGAGCACUGCUGGCUUCCUGAGUUACGUCACGACCUACGACCUGCUCGACGGCAAGGUCGGCGACGGCGCGGUUACCUACGCGUUCUACUUCGCCUGCAUCGUGGGCGUGUUCGUGUCUGGCUUCCUGAGCUACUUCAUCGGCCGUCGUCUUUCUAUCGUCUUCGGUGGCCUGCUGACUGUCCUGGGUAUGCUCGGCGUGAGUGCUGUCCAGAGCGGCGGUGAAGGCUUCCUGAUGCCUGGUAUUUGUCUGCUCGGUGGCUCUGUCGGUGUGCUUCUGCCUACGCUGGCCGUGUACAUCUACGAGAUCUCCACUCGUGACAUGCGCGGCAAGGCCCUGCUGCUUCUUGGCAGUGGCUUCAUUCUUGGCGUCCUGUUCGCCUCGUGGUUCUCUUCGUCGUCGAACGAGGUUGGCUGGGUGUGGCAGGUGUUCAUCGCGACCAUCAUCCUGUCGAUCAUGACUCCGGCGGUGUACAUCUUCCCGGAGAGCCCGUACUGGGUGUACAUGCGCGAGGGUCUGGAAUCGUGCGAGCGUUGUCUGGCUGUGCUGCGUCGAAAGGAGGGCGUGUCGGAGGAGCUGCGCAUGAUCCGCGACGAAGAGGCUGGCAGUGACGACUCGAGCGCCAACGGCGGCACUUCGUUCCUCAAGUUCGUGAUGGGUCUGUUCCUGAUGCUGGUCUCGGGUAUCUUCCUGGGCUGCGUCAACAUGUACCUGUCGGACACGUUCCGCAGCAUCGAGGACGCGACCUACAUGUUCGUGAACUGCACGGGUCUGCAGUUCCUGGGCGCGCUCUUCUCGUUCUUCUUCAUGGACCGCAUCGACCACAAGCGCAUCCUGUUCUGCACGCUGCUGCCGAUGGCCGGUCUGGUGUUCGUGCUCGGCCUGAACAACAAGUCGGAGUUCGUGACGGGCGACAGCGAAUACCUGAUGCUGCAGAUCGUGGGUCUGCUGCUCUACUUCUUCGCCGGCCUGGGCAUCACGUCGGUGCCCUGGGUGUCGUGCGUCGGUCUGUUCACCACUAAGCAGCGCGCGGUGUACGUGACCGUCUACUUCAUGGUCUUCUUCCUGCUGCCCGUGUGCUCGACGUACAUCCGCUCGAACGACUCGAUGAGCGGCGACGAGUACUUCUACCUCUUCGCCCUGACCGGCUGCUGCGUGGUGGCGAUGGGCCUGCUGUUCACAGUGGGCACGCUUAAGAACGGCAUGGUGUGCACCAAGGGCGAGAUGGAGGCGGAGCGCGCGCGCCUGCGCCGCAUCCGCGCGUCUCGGCGCAGCGCCCGCACGCCUGGCAGCGCGCGCUCAAGAAACUUCAGCCGCUCGCGCGCCAAGUCGCACUCGAACUAUCAGAUGUACGAGUCGCCCGCUGGCAGCGCACCGUAGAGCGGCUAGGCCGUGGCAAGAUGACGGAUUGUACUCUAGUCGAGCAGGAGCGCGCUCGCUGGCUGGCAAGACAGGCACGCAGGCGUCUCUUGUUUUACUUUGCAUCUUGCCUUCUUCAUGAUAUCGUUAAUACGAGAAAAAGUUUUACA
This is a messenger RNA of Phytophthora sojae, 7067 nucleotides long. RefSeq lists its product as hypothetical. The record is from RefSeq and is a predicted model, not a curated record. Lineage: Eukaryota; Oomycota; Peronosporomycetes; Peronosporales; Peronosporaceae. Gene Ontology annotation, molecular function: 1,3-beta-D-glucan synthase activity; transmembrane transporter activity. Gene Ontology annotation, biological process: (1->3)-beta-D-glucan biosynthetic process; transmembrane transport. The coding region runs from base 232 to 6918 and encodes 2228 amino acids. The transcript has a single exon. Gene Ontology annotation, cellular component: 1,3-beta-D-glucan synthase complex; plasma membrane.